Messenger RNA from Triticum dicoccoides, 2049 nucleotides. Its product is annotated as carboxyl-terminal-processing peptidase 1, chloroplastic-like. Lineage: Eukaryota; Viridiplantae; Streptophyta; Magnoliopsida; Poales; Poaceae. Gene Ontology annotation, biological process: proteolysis. The record is from RefSeq and is a predicted model, not a curated record. Bases 90 to 1466 code for a protein of 458 amino acids. The transcript has 13 exons. Gene Ontology annotation, molecular function: protein binding; serine-type peptidase activity; endopeptidase activity.
ACCACUAAACCAAAAACCAAGUGUUUCCCCCCCUCUUUCACUCCCUCCCACCACGAAGCUUGUGGAGGUGGAGCCAGCACAGCACCGAAAUGGUACCACUCUCCUACGCGCCACCGCUACCGCCGCCGCAGUCGCGACCGAACCCCAGCCCUAGCCACAAGCCCAAGCCCCAGCCGUGCGUGCUUCUCUUCCCCGCCGCCCUCCGCACGGCGGCCGCGGCGGCCGCCAUCUCCUUCUCCCUCCUCGCGGGCAACGCCGCGGCUGUGGCGCCGGUGGAGCAGCCCCCGGAGAUAUGCCGCGGCCAGGACGACGGGAGGGAGGUGGAGGUGAAGGCCGAGGCGGUGACGAACGAGCAGCUCGUGGAGGAGGCGUGGGAGGUGGUCAACGAGGGCUUCCUCCCCGACGCCGGCAGCCGCCCAUGGUCACCGGAGCUGUGGAUGCAACGGAAGCAAGAUAUUCUUCAAGGCUCAAUCAAAUCCCGCUCUAGAGCCCACGACAUCAUCACGAAAAUGCUAGCUAGCCUGGGUGAUCCAUAUACAAGAUUCCUGUCGUCCUCAGAUUUCUCAAAGAUGUCAAAGUAUGACAUGACUGGUAUUGGGUUGAACUUACGAGAGAUUCCUGAUGACAAUGGUUCUUUAAGAUUGGUGGUAUUAGGACUGAUACUAGAUGGGCCUGCUCACUCUGCUGGUGUUAGACAGGGUGAUGAGCUUAUGUCUGUCAAUGGUAUCGAUGUAAGAGGUAAAUCUGCAUUUGACGUGUCAUCGAUGCUGCAAGGCCCAAAGGAAACUUUUGUUACAAUUAAGGUUAAGCAUGGCAACUGUGGUCCUGUUGAGUCAAUGAAAGUGCAAAGACAGAUGGCUGCUCGCACUCCAAUUUUCUAUCGUUUGGAGAAAAGAGACAAUGAGAAUUCAUCUGUCGGAUAUAUUCACAUUAAAGAGUUCAAUGCAGUGGCCAAAAAAGAUUUGGUCAGCGCACUGAAACGUCUACAGAAUUCAGGUGCCUCCUAUUUUGUUUUGGACCUGAGGGACAAUCUUGGUGGACUAGUGCAAGCUGGAAUAGAGAUUGCAAAGCUCUUCUUGAACAAAGGAGACACGGUCAUUUAUACUACUGGCCGGGAUCGUCAAGUCCAAAAUACAAUUGUUACUGACAGUGGACCUUUGGUUACAACUCCUGUGAUGGUACUGGUGAACAAUAGGACAGCGAGUGCCAGCGAAAUAGUUGCUUCAGCACUUCAUGACAAUUGCAAAGCCGUUCUUGUCGGCGAAAGGACUUUUGGCAAGGGCUUAAUCCAGUCUGUAUUUGAACUUCAUGAUGGUUCUGGUAUUGUCGUCACAGUUGGCAAAUAUGUCACGCCAAAUCACAAAGACAUCAAUGGAGAUGGAAUAGAACCAGACUACCGCCGUCUUCCUGAUCUCAAUGAAGCCAGAGAUUAUCUUAUGCGUUGCCAAAGCAAGAAAUUAAAUUGAGGUGAAGUGCUUCAUUACAAAGCUUCUUACGCAGGAUUCACACACUGGCUAUUCAUAAGUUUUGGAGCCACAUGUGCUCACACUGGCCUUGCACUGCGCAGAAAUACUGGCCUGGCCUAUGAUUCUCCACUUGGUGUUUAUGAUAUGUUUCCAUCUCAUAAAAUGUCUCUUUUGACUUGCAAGCUACUGAGUAUGGACCUAAUGGUCAAAUGUACUCCCUCCGUAAACUAAUAUAAGAGCAUUUAGAUCAGUAUUUUAGUUAUCUAAACGCUCUUAUAUUAGUUUAUAUGGAACGGAGGUUAUGCCCGGGAGAAUUGUACAGCGAAGAAUGAACUCUCCCUGGUGAGGCGAGACCACAAGCUCUACAUCGAAGCAUUAAUGUAGGCUUCUGCAGAAAUCAGAGUGAGCAUGUCCUUGCAUUCUCACCGGUUCCGCAGCUCGGUAGAGAAAGGAAAGGAGAGAGCCCUUGGAUUGCAUUGGCUUCUGCUGAAUAUACCCAGCACCAGUAUGUAAAUAACCUGUGAUCCGUGUGCAACCAGUGGCAUUCGUUAUAUAAAGAAGUCCAACAGUAGCUCUAAUCCAA